Molecule: messenger RNA, 508 nt
Organism: Pseudovirgaria hyperparasitica
Lineage: Eukaryota; Fungi; Ascomycota; Dothideomycetes; Acrospermales; Acrospermaceae
Exons: 1
Coding region: 167-445 (92 amino acids)
Source: RefSeq, a predicted model, not a curated record
AGGAGGCCCGGCUGGACGCUUGCAGGCGCGCCGACGAAAGUCAUGGUGGAGACGUCCGAUAUCGUCAGCAGCCUGACGGUGCCAUGAGAGUGUGUCAGUGUCUGGAGGUGCAGUCAGCAUACUUGCAGCGGUCAGAAGAAGGUAACAGCGGAACGUGAAGCACGAUAUGGAUAAGUCAAUGGCGAGCAAAAAGGUACCCGCUGUAACAGUGGUGGGUAUGGCUAAAGAUGUAAAAGAUCAGCACAUGUACAGAUGUGACGUGGUAGGUCGAGGUAGGGUGCCGGUGACGACGAUGACGAGAAUGACGGAAAUGACGAUGAAGAUGGGUAUCAGGAGGGGCCGAAGUGACAUGGCUGCCGGCGCCGGUGGUUGGUGGUUAGUGGUUGGUGGUAGUAUCGUGGUAGUGGUGGUGGUGAUGAUGGAGCUGGAAAGAGAUUGGUGGUGAAAGCAAGGGAAGAUUAUUCAUUACAGUACGAAUUACUAUUAUUACGGCAGACCACGUUGCCUG